Messenger RNA from Ilex paraguariensis (yerba mate), 1143 nucleotides. NCBI's taxonomy places the organism in Eukaryota, Viridiplantae, Streptophyta, Magnoliopsida, Aquifoliales, Aquifoliaceae. The record is from the annotation of a GenBank genome assembly.
CUCUCCCUCUCCCUCUCCCUCUCAGGCGCACCGACAAUGACUCAUCGUAGGACCUUCAACGCCUUCAUUUCCUCUGCUCUCGUUACCUGGAAAUCUACGGGUAAAUUACAGCAAACAAUAGCGAAGUGUGUAGAGCGAACCGGACGGGCACUCCACUCCGGCAAGAUCACAACGGUGAAAAUAUGGCCGGAGCAUGCCGGCGGGGGUAGGUAUUUCGAUUUCCGGUCAAAAUUCAUCCCCGCAUCCAUCGAAUUUGCCGAAGAGAGCCCACUCUGUACAACGCUGUCCAAAGAUGGGCACAGAAUUCGUACCGUUGAGCACUUGCUCUCUUGCUUGGAGGCCACCGGCGUCGAUAAUUGCCGAAUCGAGAUCGAAAAUGAGGACUCCUAUGAUCAGUCUGUUGAGGUUCCUAUUUUAGAUGGGUCAGCAAGGGAAUGGAUGGAGGCUAUAGAACAAGCUGGGUUAAAGGUAGCCACAGAUCCCACUGGCAAAGGCUGUGAAAAACUGGCAGCUUUUCUUAAUGAACCUGUUCAUAUGUGGAAGAAUGAUUCUUUUAUUGCUGCAUUCCCAUCUCCAAAGGUUUACAUCACUUAUGGAAUUAACUUCCCUGAGGUGCCUGCUAUUGGCUGCCAAUGGUUCUCUUCCCCUUUGUUGGAUGGGACUUGCUUCGCUGAGCAAAUAUCUUCUUCAAGAACCUUUUGCAUUUAUGAAGAGGUGGAGCGAUUGCGUGAUGCAGGACUCAUUAAAGGGGGUUCAACAGAAAAUGCUAUUGUGUGUAGUGGCAGUAGAGGUUGGUUGAAUCCACCACUGCGUUACCAUGAUGAGCCUUGUCGACACAAGGCUCUGGAUCUUAUUGGCGACCUAUCUCUUUUUGCACGAAGUGGUAGUCAGGGGCUUCCAGUGGCGCACAUAAUUGUUUACAAGGCAUGUUCCUUCUCUAAUACAUAUAUUGUACCCAGUCAAGUUGAGGUUGUUGGUCUGAAACCGAGGGCAAUCACUAUGAGCAAAAAAUGUGUCAGGAUUGCACUCAGCAUAGCCGUCUCAGAAUCCAUUAGUGGGGGUGGUCAUGCACUGCAUGCUGAAUUUGUUCGAUCACUAGAGUUGAACCGGAAAAGUGACUGCUGGUUGUCAAAAAGCCGGUAG